GGCUCUCCACCGUUGGCAACUUUUCGCGAGGCUGACAAAAUCAGUGGCGCGGCUGAGCCAAUGAUCCGAUAUGGUUGCCAGGAUUAGCCCCAAAAUCCCAUGAUAAUUGUAUCUAUUUAUUAUUAAUGCCCUAGAAUGCUGUAAAUGUAUAGAAAGCAACAGAGGUGGACUUGGGUAUAAAUAUUGCAAUACCUACCCCCCAAAAACGAAACGCUCUCUAUCUCAUCAUCAUCACUCACUUGUACCUCAUUCAGUAGUUUACUCUCAAAAUGCCCGCCAACACUUUUCUCGUCACUCAAGCCACUGGCGAACAGUCCAAAUGGGUCAUCACCCAUCUUCUUCAGGCUGGUGCAAAAGUCCACGCCGUUGUCCGCGACCUCACUAAAGCCCCGGUUCUGCUUCACCACCCCAACAUUACCCUCUUCCAAGGAGAAAGCAAAAGCUUUGAUGACAUUUAUACUGCGGCGCAGGGCUGCAAGGGGGCUUUCCUUAACACGUUUCCCAUCCCUGGCCUCGAGGCCCUCCAGGCACAGACCAUUGUGGCUGCCUGUGAGAAGGCUGGUGUGGAGAGUCUAGUGGCGUGCACAACAUACCUGACCGGACAAAAGUCGAGAUGGGACAAUGAAGACGCCAAGAAAUGCCUUCUUGAAGACUACUUUACUUCCAAAACGCAAGUGGAAGCGGCUGUACGAGGCUCAUCUAUCAAAGCGUACACCAUUCUGCGCCCCGCCAUCCUCUUCCAAGAUUUUUACUUGCCCGGUGCAUACGGGAACUAUCCCAGACUUGCCGAGGGAGUUCUUGACCACGCUUUCAACGACGGAAUCAAAGGGCCCUUUACAGAUGCCCAUGAUGUUGGAGCGUAUGCAUCAGCCGCGCUCCUAGACCCAGCGCGCUUCCACCAGCAGGAGAUUGACCUCGCGAGCCAAGCACUUACAAUUGCCGAAGCGCAUAAGCUGCUUGAAAAGGCUAGCGGUCAGAAUAUCAAGCUGCACCGACGUACUGCGGAGGAGGAGGAGGACGGUGUAGCUGCUAUUUUCGGUCAGCGAUUUCAGCUAUGGUCGAAUGUUGAAACGUUUGAUAUUGACAGUACGGCGGAGAAGACGGCCAACAAGUACGGAGUUCAGUUCACUACGUUGGAAGCCGCACUGCAGAGAGACCGCGAGCGGUUGACAUACCUUGCUCUGUAG
Messenger RNA from [Torrubiella] hemipterigena, 1187 nucleotides. NCBI's taxonomy places the organism in Eukaryota, Fungi, Ascomycota, Sordariomycetes, Hypocreales, Clavicipitaceae. The record is from the annotation of a GenBank genome assembly.